GACUACCCGUAGAGGCAGCACGGCUACCAAUCGUUGCACUUCGCGAUAUUCAGUCUCAGUGUGCGGAUCGUCGUGACCGCUUGUCAUUUCCACGUUCACUCGUUCUUUAGAGCAGAUCUCUUUCCAGUUUCGUCUUGGGCGUUUUCUACGUGUGAACGCGCGAAAAAGAACAAUGUCGGCUAUAUAUAAGAAAUCGAUUCAAACGAUUGGCAAGUGCGUGCCCGAGAAGUUCCAGCCGCUGUGGAAUCAUCCAGCUGGUCCGCAGACUAUAUUCUUCUGGGCACCGGCUUUUAAAUGGGGGCUUGUGAUAGCUGGCCUCGGUGAUCUGCAGAGGCCAGCAAAUCAGCUAUCCGUUAGCCAAUCAUCCGCCUUGGCCGUUACGGGUGUAAUCUGGACUAGGUAUUCCUUAGCGAUCACACCGAAAAACUGGAGCCUUUUUAGCGUUAAUCUCUUCGUCGCGAUAACGUCUAUAUAUCAAAUUUCUAGAGCCAUAAAAUAUCAACGCGAACACGAAUCUUCGGCGCAAGCAGUAUCGACGGAGAGGAAAUAGUGACUUUAUUCGAGUAAUAUACAUUCCUAGGGAUACAAAUAUUAAAUAUAGACAACUAGAAUAUUAGGAAGAAACUCGCGAAGCGAGCAACUUUCAACCAUUACCUAAUAUCCGACAAAAAAAGAUUUCAGACUUAAAGCAGAAUGAAACAAGUUCAUAGUAUUUAUUUGAUUACCUCUCAAUGGUUUUGAAAGUUCCAAAUAGAUAAAUUGUAAAUAUUUAAAUUCAAGUAAACAUACAUCGCAUAGAAUAGAAACACAUCGAAUGUUGAACGAAAACAAUCAAGAAAACACCAAAAACAAACAAUCAUAGAAUACCAAAAAUAAGCAAUUGCAAAUCAGGAAUAGACAGUAUGAACAUCAAUGACGAAAAGAAAAUCGCGUAUCAAGAUUUAGGAAAUUCGGGACAUGAAAAAAAUAGAACACCAGUAAUCAGGAAAUUGUACAUCUUAGAUAGCUCAUUGACUCUUAGGGAUCGUGGAACACCGACAAUAGUACCCUAAUAUCUCGAAAGCUUUAAAAUAUUAAUAAUCA
Molecule: messenger RNA, 1083 nt
Organism: Colletes gigas
Lineage: Eukaryota; Metazoa; Arthropoda; Insecta; Hymenoptera; Colletidae
Product: mitochondrial pyruvate carrier 3-like
Exons: 4
Coding region: 173-550 (125 amino acids)
Biological process (GO): pyruvate import into mitochondria
Cellular component (GO): mitochondrial inner membrane
Molecular function (GO): pyruvate transmembrane transporter activity
Source: RefSeq, a predicted model, not a curated record